Molecule: messenger RNA, 1392 nt
Organism: Clupea harengus (Atlantic herring)
Lineage: Eukaryota; Metazoa; Chordata; Actinopteri; Clupeiformes; Clupeidae
Gene: rnf11a
Product: ring finger protein 11a
Biological process (GO): ubiquitin-dependent protein catabolic process
Cellular component (GO): ubiquitin ligase complex
Molecular function (GO): ubiquitin protein ligase activity
Source: RefSeq, a predicted model, not a curated record
GCUCCAAGAGUUUGUAAACACAGCGAAAGGAGAGAUGGAGUCGUCAGGAGGUCUUACCUAAAAAUAUUAGACAGCUGUUUGUGAGGCUACUUUAUGCACAAUUCACGUGUCAGAUACAUUCUAGAAGUGUUGUACUGCGUUGCUUACAGUGGCAACCCACUGGCAUUGCCGGAAAACUUAGUUUAUUUGAUAAAUGAGAAUUAGCUGUGUUGCUAAUGCAACAGUAGGGUUUUUUUUUUUUAGUUGGUUUUCAAGUAACGUUAGCUUAGCAAAAAACGUCGAGUUUGUUUUGUCCCAACGAUAGUCAGCAAGCAAUAUAUUUAGAGAUCAAAUUGGCCAGGGCUUGCGUGGAUUUCAUUUCACUCCCCCUCUCCUGCCCGCCCGGCUCUUAUUUUCGUGAGGUUUGGUGGAACACGUCCUUCGUUGCGUCUGGUCCAAUCUCAAUGGGGAAUUGUCUGUCGUCGCAGAGUGCCGAUGACCUGUCCCUUCUAAACGAGUCCGAGGGCGCCAGCCUACCAGGAGAACCGCCGCCUCCUUACCAGGAGCGUGCCCAGCAUGUGCCCGUGUUCCACCCUACGCCCAGCCAGCCCCGCCUGGCGUCCCAGCUGACGGAGGAGGAGCAGGUGAGGAUCGCCCAGCGCAUCGGCCUCAUUCAGCACCUGCCCCGCGGAACCUACCGGCCCUCACAGACACACCCCGAGAAAAGGGUCAAAGAGUGUGUGAUCUGCAUGAUGGACUUUGAGACGGGCGAGUCGGUGCGCUUCCUGCCGUGUCUGCACACGUACCACGUGGACUGCAUCGACGCCUGGCUCAUGCGCUCCUUCACCUGCCCCUCCUGCCUGGAGCCCGUGGACGCCGCCUUGCUCUGCUCCUACCAGACCAACUGACCUUUCAACCCCGACCUUUCACCUCUCACUCAUCACCUCUUGUCUCCUGAUCCUGACGUCUGGAACCCUUCGAUGCAACACCGCUCUGCUCCUACCAGACCAUCUGACCUUUCAACCCCGACCUUUCACCUCUCACCCAUCACCUCUUAUCUCCUGAUCCUGACGUCUGGAACCCUUCGAUGCAACACCGCUCUGCUCCUACCAGACCAUCUGACCUUUACACCCUGACCCUCCUGUCUCCUCCUGCCUAGACAUCUCAAAUUUGACCUUUCAACCUGAUGUGAUGACCCUAACCCCAGGCGCCCACGGAUGCUCACUGCUCUGCUCGAGACUAAAUGAGGAGUAGCUGAUCCUUAACCUUCCGUAACCUUCCAAAACCGGUCGGUGCUUGUUUGACUGUGUUCAAUUGCUCAUGUAAGGGAUGUUUGUAGUAGUCCCCGCCAACCCCACACACACACACACACAGACACACACACACACACACACACACAGACACACACGCACA